Messenger RNA from Owenia fusiformis, 436 nucleotides. The record is from the annotation of a GenBank genome assembly. Lineage: Eukaryota; Metazoa; Annelida; Polychaeta; Sabellida; Oweniidae.
AAAAAGUAUCAACCCCAGUCACCCAGAUUCUCGGAAGGAAAUGUACGCUUUCACCAAAGCAACCAAAAAGGAAAGGAAAGAAUUGAUGUUUGCCAAGCCAGGGAAGUUCAUGGAAGAUUUUAACCCAGAGACUAGUGCUAGGGAAUUACGUAAAGUCAACCGAAAGAUUGUCAAACCAACUGUGAAGAAGAACCAGAUGUAUGAUGAAAAUGGACUCUUGUUGAAUGAUAGCAGAGACUUGUGUGACUGUUUAGACACAGCAUGUCCUGGAUGUCACUUUCCUUGCUCUAAGUGUGACUCUGAGAAAUGUGGCGGAGAAUGCAGAUGUAAUAGGAAAUAUGUAUAUGAAAAAGUGGAAGUUGAAGGCAGUAAUCUCUCAUGGGAGUUCUUCCUGUAACAUGCAUUGUUAACAUGCAAAUGUGUAGAAAUGAUCUCU